This is a messenger RNA of Protopolystoma xenopodis, 339 nucleotides long. Lineage: Eukaryota; Metazoa; Platyhelminthes; Monogenea; Polystomatidea; Polystomatidae. The record is from the annotation of a GenBank genome assembly.
UCCGGCAUAGCAUUAUUCAAGGGCCAGACGCCUGCGCGUCCCCUGCCGGCACUUGAGACCAGGGAUACCGGUCUCUCAUUUUCUUCUACCAAUGGCGUAAAAGCGAUUUCCGAUACAGCCUCGAGCACUGGUACUGGUUUGACAAACCCUCUUGAUUACUUUAAUGAUCGACGCAAGCGACCUGUAUCGAUGGCGUCAAACAUGCCGCUCGACAUCUCCGGAAGCAGAGAGCAGUUGCACGGCGGCUCCGUUGGUAUUCUCGAGGCGGUUGGAAAAGAAUCCACGCACGAUGGACAAGCAAGAUUCUCCAGUGUUGGGUUAGUAAAUUUUGUUUCUUGA